AUGCAGAAAAAGGGUAGCGAGUCAUUCAGGGCAUACGCCCAACGAUGGAGGGAACUCGCAGCACAGGUCAAACCCCCGAUGGUUGAAAAAGAGAUGGUCGGUGCUUUCCUCAACACAUUGAAAGAUCCAUACUACUCCCACCUUAUCGGGCACACUACGUCAAGUUUCGCAGACCUGGUCAUAGUAGGUGAGCGAGUGGAAGAUGGAGUCAAAUCAGGGCGCCUGGUUGACAUACAGGCAUUGCAGUCGCUGCUGGAACAGUCAGGAACGAGCACUAUCCCGAGGAGGGUACAGACCAAAAGAACAGAAACCGGGCCGAAAGGAGGAGAAGUUCAGGUCAUCACCUCCGCCCCGUCUAGAAAUGACCAUCCACAAAAGCAGAGAAUAUACGUACAGCCAUCCACUCAGCGGCCCCUUAUAUUAUCACCAGGACAGGUUCAGCAGACUAACCAACCUGGGAUUCAGAUUCCUCAACCACAAGCACCAACAGGAGAAGGCACGAGACCUAAUCCAUCACCUCCCAAAAAGGAACAAAGAAAGUUUGAUCCAGAUUACUAUCACAUGGGAAGUCCAGGUCAUACGACUGACAGAUGUUUCGCUUUAAGACACAAGAUCCAAGAUCUCCGAGAACAACACCUGCUACGCUUUGAACUUGAGAAUUGA
Prunus armeniaca (apricot) is the source of this 663-nucleotide messenger RNA. The record is from the annotation of a GenBank genome assembly. Lineage: Eukaryota; Viridiplantae; Streptophyta; Magnoliopsida; Rosales; Rosaceae.